Culicoides brevitarsis is the source of this 957-nucleotide messenger RNA. RefSeq names its product small ribosomal subunit protein uS2m (gene mRpS2). Gene Ontology annotation, biological process: translation. Bases 116 to 898 code for a protein of 260 amino acids. The transcript is spliced from 2 exons. The record is from RefSeq and is a predicted model, not a curated record. Gene Ontology annotation, cellular component: mitochondrial small ribosomal subunit; ribosome. Lineage: Eukaryota; Metazoa; Arthropoda; Insecta; Diptera; Ceratopogonidae. Gene Ontology annotation, molecular function: structural constituent of ribosome.
UGGACAAAGAACUGUCAAAGAAGUGUGUUUAUAAUUUUCUUCUACAUUUUUGAGGUUUUGCUUUUUCACGAAAAAUUAAUUUUAAGGUCGAAAUAAGAAGAGUUGCCCAUUUUUCAUGAUGUUUCUUUCCAGAUUUUCAUUUCGUUCGGGAAUUCGUUCCUUCAUGACAAUUCGAAGUCAGUCAACUCUCUCAGAAGCGAAACCCCAACCAACACAGCUGCCCAAAGUAAUUGUUGACGAAGAUGAAGAUCCCUCGUUGCAAGUUCCCGACUAUUUUAACGUUUACAACACAUUCACGGUGCGCGACUUGUUCAAUGCUCGCGUUCAUUACGGGCACAAAGAAGGUUCGCUCGACGAUCGGAUGCGCCCAUAUCUCUUCGGAUCACGUUUGGGUCACUUGAUUUUCGAUUUGGAUCAAACAGCGAGACAUUUACGUGAAGCGCUGAAUAUUACGGCGCACAUUGCUUUUCGUGGCGGUAUAAUUGUCUUUUUCAAUAGAAACCCGCAAACGGGACACAUGGUUGAGAAAAUGGCUCUCGAGUGCGGCGAAUAUGCUCAUACCAGAUAUUGGCGCGGCGGAGCCUUUACGAAUUCUGAUGUGCAGUUUAAGGCGGUGACGCGAUUGCCGGAUUUGUGUGUCUUUUUUAACACGUUGAACGAUGUGCUGGCGCAACACACGGCAGUUCGGGACUCGGCAAAGAUGAAUAUUCCGACGAUAGGAAUUGUGGAUACGAAUUGCAAUCCGAAUUUGAUCACGUAUCCGGUGCCGGGAAAUGAUGACUCGCCAGCUGCCAUUGAAUUGUACUGUAAAUUGUUUAAGAAUGCCGUGCUCGUGGGCAAGGCAAAGAGGAAAUUGGCUCUCGAGGCGCAGGAGAAAAUGGAACAAGAUGCAAAGUGAAAAAAAAUUUAAAAGCAAAACUAGAUGAAUAAAUUUAAUUAGAAAGAAAUUUUUUGAAA